AUGCCUCUGGAACUCAACAUUGCAUACAAGCCAAUCUCGCCGCCUCUUGUGGGCGAAAACGGCUACCGGGGGUUCCUGGGAUUCAGUGAGAUCCUCCCCAAGGGAUGGAAGGCCAGCGACUCCUCGAAACCCCUCAGCACAGACAUCCUCGUCGACCACGAUGUCGAGCUCCGGAUGCGCGACGGCUGCAAAAUCUAUGCCGACAUCUAUCGCCCCACAACCUCUAGCAGCGACUGCCCGGUCCCUGCGAUUCUGUCCUGGAGCCCCUUUGGUAAAAAGUUUAAUGGAAUGCAUUUCCUGCAGGCCAUGACCCCGUACAAUAUGGGCGUCAGGGGCACCGACCUCAGCGGCCUCGAAAAGUUCGAAGGUCCCGACCCGGCCGACUUUGUCCCUCACGGUUUCGCUAUUGUCAACGUGGAUCCCCGUGGGAUUGGUGACUCGGACGGUCUCUGCCAUAUAAUGGGACCACAGGAGGGUCAAGACGGAUACGACGCAAUCGAACAUGUUGCCAUGCUCCCAUGGUGCAGCGGCCGCGUUGGAAUGGCAGGCAAUUCACAUCUGGCGGUGAUCCAGUGGCACGUCGCGCAGUUGCAGCCGCCGUCCUUAAAGGCAAUCGCCCCCUGGGAAGCGUGCAGCGACUUGUUCCGUGAGCAGUUUGUGCGCGGGGGGGUCUAUGCUGGGGCCUUUUAUGACCACAUCACCGCUGCCAUGUUCAGAGGUCGACGGGGCAUGGAGGACUUUGCUGCGAUGCAUCGACGAGAUCCCCUCGCCAACGCCUACUGGGAUAGCAAGCGGCCAGACAUGUCGCGGAUCCAGGUUCCAGCCUACAUCACGGCGUCAUUCAAUAGCUUCCUCCAUACCAUGGGGUCCAUCCGAGGAUACAUGCAAAUCCCACAUUCCCAGAAAUGGCUCCGGUUUAGCCCGUAUCAAGAAUGGCAUGACCAAUGGGCGGUGGAGGACUCCAAGCAGGAACUGAUUGCCUUUUUCACGCGCUAUCUCCAGGACACAAAGAACGACUGGGAAAAGACACCGCGCGUCCGCCUUUGUACACUCCGCUUUGGCGCAUUGGAUGCCAUCACGGACCAGGUUUCAGAGGACUUUCCUUUUCCUCAGACGACUUACAAGACACUGUUCCUGAGGGAGGGUGGUAGCCUUGACCCACAACCCGCGAAAGAGAGCCAUACAGUCUCGUACAACUCUGAGGAUCCAGGAUGCAUCGCUUCUUUUACCCACGUCUUCACGACGCGCACUGUUUUAACCGGGAUCCCCAAGGUGGUGCUAUACAUGUCCUGCCCCGACUCCGACGACAUGGACGUGUACGUGAUGAUUCGAAAACUAGAUACAAAUGGAGACGCAAUGCUCUGUCUCAAUGUGCCCUGGUCAUCCAUCACGCCGAAAGCCCUUGCAGAGAUCCCGCAGGAGAUGGCAAGCGACCUUCUCGUGUACAAAGGGCCUGUGGGGAUCCUGCGGGCCUCCCAUCGCGAGAUCGACGCGACUCAAUCAAUGCAUCCCAACUACCCCUUCCACCCUCAUUCCAGGGCGCAGCCGCUGCAACCGUCCGAGGUGGUCAGGCUUGAGAUUGGGAUAUUCGCUAUGAGUAUUGAAUAUGCACCUGGUGAGGCGUUGCAGCUGCAGGUGUCUGGGCAGUCUCCGCAAGAGGUGUCGUUUAGAGAAAUCAAGGGGCGCACAGGUAAUCAUGCGAAUCGAGGGGAUCAUCAUGUACAUUUCGGCACCCAGUAUCCUAGCCACCUUAUCCUACCAUUUGUGUGA
Aspergillus calidoustus is the source of this 1770-nucleotide messenger RNA. The record is from the annotation of a GenBank genome assembly. NCBI's taxonomy places the organism in Eukaryota, Fungi, Ascomycota, Eurotiomycetes, Eurotiales, Aspergillaceae.